GUGUCACGUAACCAACAAGCCCCUUCUCGGUCGCAUGGGAAACCCCGCGUACAGGUUGUGUGUCAUUUUCGCAGGGACUGGAGCUCGAGCCCGGUGAGGAGGGGGAUGGGCGCUUCUGCAAACGGAUCUACUGGACAGACUUAAUGGAUGACCUUUACUUUGCGUGGAUAUUGAAUUUAACUUUACGCCAAUGCGUGGAAACAGUGAGAAGUUUGUUUGUGAUCCAGAGAGAGGGAGCUACUUUUAACGGCAGACAUACGGGAGACUCCGAGGCCUUGUCACAGGCCUAGUGGGCUGCUUCAUGUUGGGAUAUCACAAAGGCUUUCCAUUGUACUGGAUUUUUUCCCACAUACAAGAUUUUGGAAUGUCCCUUUAGGUCCCCAAUGCCGGUGGGCCGUGGCGUGCGGCUCGGUGGCACCCACCCUUGGCGUGCUCUGUGGCUGUAGCUGGAACCCUGUGAUUCUUAACCUUUUUCCCUCCCCCCUGCCCUUGCUCUACCCCCCCUUCCCCACCCCUUCCUCCCCCCUCAUCCCCCUCCCAGAGCGUCGCUGUGCUGGACGUCAUGAGCAUAGUAAUCGCUCUGGGAGUCACUACGCCUGAAACGUCAUACUCAGACAUGGCUGCUGGAUCCGACCCUGAAUCAGUAGAAGCAAGUCCUGCAGUGAAUGAGAAGAACUACAACCAUAGCUGUGGGAGUGCACAGAGUCAUGGGUAUCGUGGUCUACCCUAUGCUAUGCAGCAGUCUUCCGUUGUGUGUUGCCAAGAUCACAACUAUGGUGCGCCUCCGCCCCCCACGCCACCUGCUUCCCCACUGUCCCAAACAAUCAUUCCCCGCAUGGAGCUCAACGGUGUGGUUAGAGCUUCUCGCUAUCACAAAUCUGCUGAGGACAACUCCGCAGACAGUGACAGCUCCUCUGAUGACGAGCUGCCCAACUCAAGCUGGUGUCAAUGUAGUCUGACAGCAGACAGUAUCCUCAUCAAGUGUGACCACUGCAGGGACCUUGACAGCUGUAAAAGAGGAAAGGGUCACAGAAAUCCUGAAAAUGUAUCUGCGGGAGAAAGCAGUGCUACUGAAAGUGGCGAUGAAGAGGUAUCCCCUUCAACUGUGUCCUAUACAGCCACUCAACAUACGCCCACCAGCAUUAAACUCACGGUCAACAGAGUCAAACGAAGUAAAUCCAAAAAGAGGAAGAAAAGCACAGAGAAGACUCGUGGUGUAGCCAAGGCCAAGAAGGUCAAGGCUUUCAGAGAGGGUUCCAGAAAAUCCAUGCGAAUGAAGAACUCAACAACAGAUGCUAGUGUGCUGGAUGAAAACACUUCAGAGGGGUGGGAGAGCAAAAUCCGCAAGUGGACAGACCAAUAUGAGGAAGCUCUGGCCAAUCAGUAUAGCGCAGAUGUGCAGUCACUCCUUCAGCACCACAGUGGCAGCUCCAGAGACUCUCAGUCCCCCUCCUCAUCACAAACAAGUCCAGCAGAGUUCAUAGACACUAUAAACCGGACCGCACUCUCCUGUAACAACACAGUCCUCGGCUCACAAAUGCAGCUGCAGUUGGGACGUGUUACUCGUGUGCAAAAACACAGGAAGAUUUUACGAGCGGCCAAGACUUUGGAGCCUGAUACCCUAAUUAUUGAGUAUCGGGGGAAAGUCAUGCUCAAACAACAAUUUGAAGUCAAUGGUCACUUCUUCAAAAAACCCUAUCCAUUUGUGCUCUUCUACUCAAAGUACAAUGAUGUAGAGAUGUGUGUUGAUGCACGUACAUUUGGGAAUGAUGCCCGAUUUAUCAGGAGGUCUUGCACACCCAAUGCUGAAGUUCGACAUAUGAUUGCUGAGGGUAUGAUUCACCUGUGCAUCUACGCUGUUAGUCAAAUCACUAAGGAUUCUGAGGUCACCAUUGGGUUCGACUUUGAAUUUAGUAGUUGUAAUUACAAAGUGGACUGUGCUUGCCAUAAGGGGAAUGAGAACUGCCCAGUACAGAAACACAACCUAAACCCCACAGAUAACCUGGUGAGUCCUCCGUCACUUUUACCUCCCACACCUCUGAUUGGAGCAGAAACCAGAAGGAGAAAGGCCCGAAGGAAAGAGCAAGAGGGCUCAAGUGGUGAUAUUAACCAGUCUCUAGACCAGCACCCGGAGGCCAAAGACGCACAAGGAGCCAGUGAUGCUGAGGAGAAACAAUUUGAAGAACUGAAGGCUGAAGAGAAAGACAACGAGCUGUUUGAAAACGGAGUGCCUGGCUCUAGUAAUAAAACGCUGAACAUUGCAGAUAGACGGCGGAGGAAAGCAGGCUUUGCCGAGUUGAAAGAAGAGUGUGUAGAAGCUGAUUCUCGGAGUGUGACUGCAGGAAAUCCAGCAGCUCCUACCACGGCAGUUGGAAUGAGCACACGGCGCACAACCUAUGUCACUGACCCAACUCCAACUGAUGACAAGACACCUCACAACCUGCCAGUCCCUGCUGUUGCAGCUAAACCUACACGACCUGCAAAGCCCAGGCCCAAAAGUCGAAUUUCUCGUUAUCGCUCCAGUUCAUCACAACGUGCACGUCGUCAGCGCCAGGCUCUGGCUCAACAGGCAGCAGCUGCAGUGGCAGCAUCUGGUGCUUUGGCUGAUCAGGGUGCUGCUCUAGAAGAGGAGGCAUCCCAGGGCCCCUAUGGUGCUGAACAGGGGGAAGGGGUUCUAGGUUCAGUUGGCCUUUUUGAUGGAGAUGGACAAGGUCCAAACUGUAUCCACAGAGGGAACUUUCGCUACCCUAAAACCAAGAAGUACUUGGUUACUGAGUGGCUAAAUGACAAAGUGCCUGGAGGUGAGAAGGUGCCCCAGGAGUUGCCAGUUGAGCGUCCUUUGAGGAUAACCACAGACCCCACAGUUCUGGCCACCACUUUGAAUAUGCUGCCAGGCCUGUCUCACACAUCCAUGAUCUGUACCACUCCUCGACACUACAUCCGCUUCGGCUCACCCUUUAACCCCGAGAGACGCAGACCCCGUCCACUCCAGAUGGAUGGCACUUAUGGCUGUUACAAGAAGAGGUGGAUAAAGCAAAUGGAAGAUGAGAGCUGCUCUGUCAGUGUUGAAGAUGGAACAGAAUCCACCUUGUCUCAGAAAAGUACGAGUAGCAGGUCAACCCCCAACCCACUGUCCACUGAGGUCAAUGCCCCAAUUAAAAAGCGCAGGUCCAAGUAUCUGACUGAAUCAACACCAGCAACAUCUUCGGAGCAUUUACUCCGGCCCUUGUCACCCAUCACCCCCCCUCCUCCAGAGGACCCUCCUCAUCUUCUGCUCCACACGCCUUGUCUAUCCAACGGCCUUCCCUACUCCCCCAUGCCCUCACUGCCGACCAGCCGCUGCAACACACCACUGCAGUUUGAGAACAUAUCGUCACCGGAGGCAUCUCCAGUCCACAGGCCAGAGUCCAUAUCACCUGAGCCCUGUGUGCAAGCAGACUAUGAUAUUUCUCGACCGCAGUUUUUAGAGGUGUCCCUCUCCUCCAGCCUGGAGAGUCCAGCUGCUAUGAUGUCUGAUGAAUACUCCCUUCCUGGAGGUGCUGCAGGCCUUGAUUCUCAAGGCCCAGCAGUUGGAACUAAUUCAGUGAACCAAGCGUCUUGUCUGUCAUCGGACCUAAGCAGGGAGCAAACUUUCAAGACAGAAUUUAAUCUCAUUUAUACCUGCUCACCCCUCAAUGCAAACCUGGGAAAUACUGUGCCCACGGAACAGCGGCUCCCUAAAACAGAAUGCUUUUCCCCUGUAGAGUCUCUCCAUAGCUCUUUAAGUGGGCAUGGUCUCAUGGGGGACCAUGGGUCUAUGUCUCCGUAUGGGGACACUCUUUAUGGGGGAAUGUACCCAGACAGUGGCACGCCACCUCACAUGAGCAACCCGCCUCAAAAAAAGAAGGCAAGUAUUGUACUUUUUUUUUGGUUUGUUUGUGAAGUAAAACAAAUACUAUUGCAAUGAGAAUCUCUAAUUUAAAGUCAUUCACAUUGGUCAGAUGCUCCAACAUCGUAUUCUUAGUUUGCAUAAAUACUUUCUGUUAAGUGUUUGUGUAAAAAAUUCUGAUGACUUAUGUAAUGU
This is a messenger RNA of Boleophthalmus pectinirostris (great blue-spotted mudskipper), 4063 nucleotides long. Its product is annotated as histone-lysine N-methyltransferase SETD5. The transcript is spliced from 21 exons. NCBI's taxonomy places the organism in Eukaryota, Metazoa, Chordata, Actinopteri, Gobiiformes, Gobiidae. Gene Ontology annotation, molecular function: protein binding. The record is from RefSeq and is a predicted model, not a curated record. The coding region runs from base 563 to 3946 and encodes 1127 amino acids.